GAAGUAUAUUAAAAGCAGUGAUGUAAAAUGUAAGGUUUCACGGUUUUCACGCUUGUGUUAAAAUAAUAUUUUGUGAAGAAGAUGGAAGACUCAGACAACGAAGUCGAGGAGUUUGCUAUAACUGAUUAUGACUUGCAAAAUGAGUUUUUCCCUGGCCUUAAACGUCGAAAGAUGACUAAGGAACAAACAAUGUUGGGUAUCUGGGCAAGCAGGGACUCCGACGACGAUGAAGUUGGAGACAAAAAAAGGAAAGCAAACUAUAGUAUGCCAAUGCAAUUUAUCAGUGGUGGUAUUGUUAAAACCAAGGAUAAGGAUUCCUUGAUUGAGGAAAUAUUAGCAAAGGAUGGUUCACGGGAAUCUUCUCCAUCAGGAAGAAAACAUGAAAAACCACGGAAACUGUUUCAUGAGUCCUCCAGCAAAUCUGCUGGAGUAUCAAGUCAGUCUGAUCCAGAUAACAAAAUUUAUGCAAGAAUGAUGCAAAGAAAUGCUGGGAAGGACUUUGCAUCAUGGGAACAGCAUACCAAAGGUUUUGGUACAAAAAUGUUAAAAAAGAUGGGUUAUGAACCUGGAAAAGGUUUGGGAAAAGAAGGACAGGGCAUUGCCACCCCAGUGGAGGCCUUCAAACGAGGUGGACGUGGUGCACUCAGUUAUUAUGGUCCUGAAAAACAUACGAAAAAACAAGAGGUUCAAUUACCUGAGGAGGAUCUCGAAGAACAAGAGUUUCGUCAACAACUGAGUCAGUGGAGAAAGUCUGAUGUGAAAGGAAAACCAAAGUAUGUUUACAAAACUGUUGACGAGGUUAAGGCAAUAGGAAAAACUAAGAAACCAGGCCUGUCGUUGUCGACGAGUAAUAUUAAGGUUGUGGAUAUGACUGGACGAGAGGCUAAGAUAUUGACAGGUUAUGGAUCAUUCGCUACACAGCACGCUAAUCCUGAAGAUGAAGCAACAGUGUUACCUCACGAGAAGAAUGAUCGUGCAUUUUCACUUCCCGAACUGGAGUAUAACUUGAACCUUUUAUUGGACUUAAGUGAAUCAGAAAUUGUUCAAGUGGACAAACAACUCCGACACGAACGAGAUUUAAUAGUAAAUUUAAAACACGAGGAAGAAAGACUUUCUAAAGAAAUUAACCAGGAAGAAAGUGAUAUGAAACAAUUGAUGGAUGUUAUGAGUAUUAUUGAAAAGUGCAGACAGCAAAGUACUGGAGCUUCCAAUGAAAGUCUAACGUUGCAAGAUUGUGAAGUUCUUUUUGAAAAACUACAAAAUGAAUUUGCUGAUUUAUACAAAAUGUACGAGUUAGUUACAAUGGCUGUUCCACUGGUGUUUCCAAAGAUUAAGGACCAUCUAGAAAUGUGGAAUCCACUUCAGAAUCCAUGUUAUGGUCUGGAACUGGUUAAAAGAUGGAAAAGAUUACUUGAGGGAGACAAACCUAACGCCUUCACAUUAACUACAGGCCCGUCUUUAGAUCCAAACAGCAUGGACACAUACGAGAGAUUGAUUUGGGAAAUUUGGAUGCCAGUCUUAAGAAGAUACGUAGGUGUAUGGAAUCCACGUAAAUGUGAUAGUCUGGUUGAACUUCUUGAAAAUUGGCUGCCCCUUCUUCCAUCUUGGAUUUAUGACAAUAUUCUUGAUGAAAUAAUACUGCCACGUUUGCAGGCCGAAGUGGAGUCAUGGAAUCCUCUUACUGAUCCCGUUCCUAUACAUUCAUGGAUUCAUCCUUGGUUGCCAUUGAUGGGUGAGCGACUUGAAGUGCUUUAUGUUCCAAUACGUCACAAGCUAAGCAUGGCUUUAACAAACUGGCAUCCCUCGGAUCCUUCUGCCAAAUUAAUCCUGGAACCUUGGAUUAAGGUGUUUUCCAAGGGGACCUUGGACGCUUUCGUACUUCGCUCAAUAUAUCCAAAAUUGUCGCAAUGUUUGUCAGAAUUUGUCAUUAAUCCACAUCAACAACAUCUUGAGCCUUUUAAAAGCGUAAUGACGUGGAGAUAUAUAAUUCCGUUUCAACAUUUUAUCAGUCUUCUGGAGAAACACUUCUUUCCCAAAUGGAUGCAGGUUUUACGUAAUUGGUUAAAUAAUCAACCCAACUAUGAUGAAAUCACUAAAUGGUACAUGGGCUGGAAGUCGAUGUUUGAUGAUCAACUUCUCAGCAAUGCAACAGUAAAAGCUCAAUUUAAUCGUGGUUUGGACAUCAUGAACCAAGCUGUUUCAUCUCCAGUGAGUCUACAACAACCUGGGGCACGAGAAAAUGUCGCAUACUUAACAAACACUGAAAGAAGGAGAGAAGCAGAAGCUAAUUCCUCUAUUAACAAACCAAGACCUCAAACGGAACCCGCAAGAAAUACCACGGAGCAGAAUAUACCAACGAAUUUCAGAGAUUUGUUGGAAAAGAUGGCAAACGAAUACGACAUCGCGUUCCUACCUAUCACAGGCAGACGUUACGAAGGCAAAGCUUUGUAUUCUUACGGAAAACUCACGAUCUUUAUUGAACGAGGGGUUGUGUUUUAUCAAGCCCCGAAUGGAAGUUUCAAUCCUGUUUCUAUAACGAACCUUGUAAAUUUGGCAAAAUAGUUUGCCGGCUUACCGUAAACGUUGUACAGAUGCUUGGCUUUCGACAACUUUCUUCUACUAACAAGUUCUGUUGACCACGAUAAAGAGGCUCGUAGUUGACUGCUUCUCUAGUAUUCGUAGUCUAUUGCAUUGUGUACAUCGAUGCUGCAUGGGUAGUAUCAUAGCAUAUUUAUUGGUAGCAAUUGUGGCGAGUUCUUGCUGUCUGCAUGUAAUGCUCAACUGUUGCCCUACGGCAAAAUCUUCAAAAAAAUUUUUUCAUCUUUGUGGUAUGAAAAGUAGAUAUGGGCUACAUGACAAUCACAUGAAUUAUCUUGCCACAAAUUCUCUGCUGAAAUUUGUAGGAGUAAUACCAUAAACGCAUUUUCGUACGCGAAGCAGUGGGGCAGCCCGAUGUACCCGCUAAUUUAAACAGAUUUUCUAAAUAAAGUUGA
Molecule: messenger RNA, 2993 nt
Organism: Dendronephthya gigantea
Lineage: Eukaryota; Metazoa; Cnidaria; Anthozoa; Malacalcyonacea; Nephtheidae
Product: tuftelin-interacting protein 11-like
Exons: 27
Coding region: 82-2562 (826 amino acids)
Biological process (GO): spliceosomal complex disassembly
Cellular component (GO): U2-type post-mRNA release spliceosomal complex
Molecular function (GO): nucleic acid binding
Source: RefSeq, a predicted model, not a curated record